Messenger RNA from [Torrubiella] hemipterigena, 567 nucleotides. The record is from the annotation of a GenBank genome assembly. Lineage: Eukaryota; Fungi; Ascomycota; Sordariomycetes; Hypocreales; Clavicipitaceae.
AUGAGUAGUCCGCGCAGAAGAAUCGAGACUGAUGUCAUGAAGCUCAUGAGCGAUUAUGAAGUGACCUUGGUCAACGAUAAUAGUAAGCUGACUCGGCAGGAGUUCUUCGUCCGAUUCAAGGGCCCCGCCGAGACACCGUUCGAGGGCGGCUUUUGGAAGAUUCACGUGGAGCUGCCUGAUAACUAUCCAUACAAAUCUCCAAGCAUUGGAUUUGUUAACAGAAUUUUCCACCCGAACAUUGACGAAUUGUCUGGCUCCGUGUGUCUGGAUGUCAUUAACCAAACUUGGUCACCGAUGUACGACAUGAUCAACAUCUUCGAGUCCUUUUUACCCCAGCUGUUACGAUACCCGAACCCCACAGAUCCCCUCAACGGAGAGGCCGCUGCGCUCCUCAUCCGGGAGCCCAAGAGCUAUGAUGCCAAAGUAAAGGAAUACGUACAAAAGUAUGCCAAAGAAGACCAUGCGGACGAAGCCGGCGGCGAAAGCGAGAAUGACGAUGACCUUUCCUCUGUUGCAAGUUUUGGCGACGAAGAUGACGAACCUGCAGGUCCUAUGGACGACUUGUAA